UUCGUCUUCUCUCAACAAUGAAUACUAUUUCUAGAAAUGUGUCGAUACGUCUGCGACAUUUAAUGGCACUUACAAUGAAUCCGAUAUUUCCAAGAGAAGCUGAUUGGUUGACUCAAGGUCACGAAAUCUGAUCGUCCAUGCUUCAAUUCAAAGGAACAAGAGCAGAGCACCAGUGCCGCUUCUGUACUCUUCGUGGAUAGGCAGUCGCAUAAAUUUGUGCGAGGGAAAGCGCGGCAAUCAGGCCGCGUUGUUUUCCUUUCUGUUAAAAUAGUGUGUUCCUGUUAUCGCGAAUUUUCUUACAUUAUUUUUAAGGCCCAAUCAGAAGAAUGACCGUCGAGAUCGAUAAAGAGGAGCUGAAAAAGCGUUUGACGCCGUUACAGUGGCACGUCACACAAGAAAAGGGCACAGAGAGGCCCUUUUCUGGUUGCUACAACAAAUUCUAUGAGAAAGGCACGUACACUUGCGUAAUUUGUGAUCAAGAACUAUUUUCCUCUGACACAAAAUAUGAUAGUGGUUGUGGUUGGCCUGCAUUCAAUGAAGUAUUGGAUCAGGGUCGAGUCAAGUUAACCAAAGAUACUUCACACGUUGGUGGAAAUCUACUACUGCUGAUCGCAAACCCAGAUAUGGUGCGGACCGAGGUGACCUGUUCGAAGUGCGGCGCGCAUCUGGGACAUGUGUUCAACGACGGACCGAAGCCCACCAGGAAACGGUUUUGCAUCAACUCCGCGUCCAUAAACUUCCAUUCAGCGGGAGAAGAGAAGAAAUCGACGUCGUAAGACCAAUAAAGAACGAUUCAUUUAAAAAAAAAAUACGUUUAAGGAUGCUUGACAAAUCUAACUUGUAUGAAACUUCUAAUUCUGAGAUGGGCACGCGCAACGCAUACGAUUAUAUAUGUUUUAUAUUCAAAUUACAUUUUGCUAUUGCCCUAUUUUUUCGUUAGACACUAGAGAUUUUGUAAGAUUUUACAAUGAAUGAAUACUUUUUGCGUAAAAUACUGUGUACAUCUAUCUCCAUUCUAUAUAAAACGAAGUGCAAGUUUUUUAUUUCCAUACGUUAAUUAAGGCGCGUAGAUCGUUUUAUGAGAGGUAUGUAUAUGUACAUGUGCAGUGAUGAACCGCGUACGAUAUUGUAAUGUUAAGAUAAAUUCGAUUCCUUGUACAUACAUGCUAAAUGAAUGUAAAAUAAAUACAUUUAGUAUGUGUAAAAUACAUAAGUAAAUUAAUGUAAAAUGUUCAAAAAGAUAAUUUAUGGAAACGUUCUGUUAUUUCUUCAUGUUACAUACGAUGAACAUAAUGUAAUGUAAACGACAGCCACUAUUUAUUUGUCUCAAUAUACUAAAUUAUAUAAAAAGUUCAA
Ceratina calcarata is the source of this 1356-nucleotide messenger RNA. RefSeq names its product methionine sulfoxide reductase SelR (gene SelR). Gene Ontology annotation, biological process: response to oxidative stress; protein repair. Gene Ontology annotation, cellular component: cytoplasm. The coding region runs from base 327 to 776 and encodes 149 amino acids. Lineage: Eukaryota; Metazoa; Arthropoda; Insecta; Hymenoptera; Apidae. The transcript has 4 exons. The record is from RefSeq and is a predicted model, not a curated record. Gene Ontology annotation, molecular function: peptide-methionine (R)-S-oxide reductase activity.